Thamnophis elegans (Western terrestrial garter snake) is the source of this 1800-nucleotide messenger RNA. RefSeq names its product protein-glucosylgalactosylhydroxylysine glucosidase-like. Gene Ontology annotation, biological process: carbohydrate metabolic process. Gene Ontology annotation, molecular function: catalytic activity. The record is from RefSeq and is a predicted model, not a curated record. The coding region runs from base 1 to 1800 and encodes 599 amino acids. The transcript has 13 exons. Lineage: Eukaryota; Metazoa; Chordata; Lepidosauria; Squamata; Natricidae.
AUGGAUGUGGAUGGGGCUGAUGACUUGAGGGAGACCUUCUGUUUGGACACCAGGACAGGGACAUAUUUCCAUAUAGCUCAGUGGUCAGGAUACACAGCUACUCACACAGUCUAUGCCCACCAGUCUCUUGUCCAUCUUCUGGCUUCCAGCAUAACAAUCUCAACAUCAGCUCUCGAAACUAAACCCAUCACAGUAAAUCUCCACACCCAGUUCAAACCAGAGAGUCCAGACCUGGACUUGCAGAAAGGGCCAGAUUUCCUGGGAGCUCACUAUCUCUAUGGAAAGACAUUGGUCCCAGAAGUAGAGGGUGGCCCCCAACCUACUGUACACAUGAUCUGGACCCCAGUGCCCCAAUCAGUGACCCUCCCUGGAGACCGGAAGGAGCAGAGAUGGGAGUUCCUCACUGCCGUAGCAGAGUCUGAAGAGGUUGUGCAAAGGACCUUUUGUGAAGGGAUGUCCCUGGUUGGAUCGGGUUCCUUAUAUCUGUCUCACACCCAGGCAUGGGCAGCGCUCUGGGAAGGCUGCUGUGUAGAUGUGGACGGGCCUCUUCCCUUCAGCCAGGCCAUAUAUGGCUGCCUGUAUUACCUGCUGAGUGCCAUUCCUCCUCUGGGCUCUGCUAACUUCCCUUUCUCUGGAAUCAGCCCAGGAGGCCUUUCCAACGGCACAUUCGGUGAAGACUACUGGGGCCAUGUCUUCUGGGACCAGGAUACCUGGAUAUACCCAAACAUCCUGCUUUUCUAUCCAGAAGCGGCUUGUGCUAUCUUAAAAUACAGGAUCCAAACACUAGAGGGAGCUCUACACAAUGCACGGGAACAAGGAUACAAGGGUGCAAAGUUUCCCUGGGAGAGUGCGGCAACGGGCCGAGAGGUCUGCCCUGAGAAAAUUUAUGGAGACGAGGAGAUCCACAUCAAUGGAGAUGUGAUGCUGGCAUUCGAGCAGUAUUUCUGCCUCACUCAGGACUUGAAGCUCUUUCAGCAGGAAGGUGGCUGGGAUGUAGUCCAGGCUAUCGCUCAAUACUGGUGCAGCCGAGUUGUGUGGAACUCUGAGGAAGAAAACUAUCACAUUGUGGGUGUUUUGCCCCCAGAUGAAUAUCAUUGCACUGUAGAUAAUUCUGUCUAUACAAAUGCAGUUGCCCAGAGGAGCUUGAAAUUUGCAAUUGACUUGGGCUCCCAGUUGCAUUUUGCUGUCCCCGAAGAGUGGAAGGAGAUUAUGAAGAAACUUAAAGUGCCUUUGGAUAAGAGCAGACGUUACCAUCCAGAAUAUGAUGGAUACUGUCCAGGUGAGCCAGUGAAACAAGCGGAUGUUGUCUUGCUUGGGUUUCCUCUCAUGUACCCCAUGGACCCAGAAGUCAGAAGGAAGGAUCUUGAGAUCUAUGAGCCUGUGACUGAUCCCCAGGGGCCUGCCAUGACUUGGAGCAUGUUUGCAAUUGGCUGGUUGGAGCUGAAGGAAAUCAAAAGAGCACAACAACAGAUGAGCAAAUGUUUCAGCAACAUCACCGAGCCAUUCAAGAUCUGGGUGGAAAACUCUGAUGGAUCAGGAGCUGUAAAUUUCUUGACCGGGAUGGUUGGAUUUCUGCAAGCCAUCUUUUUUGGAUAUGCUGGUUUCAGGAUCUCCAGAAGUUGCCUGAAAUUUGACCCUGUUUAUCCUGAUGACAUAAAGCAGCUGAACAUUACUGGAAUUUGCUACUUAGGAAGCAAGCUGAAUCUCACCUUCACGAAAGAGAAAACCACCAUCCAAAUGACCAAGUCUUCUCCCAAUUUACACUUAUCUGUUCUGGAGGUGGAGUACAUGGAGAAGUAG